Molecule: messenger RNA, 1158 nt
Organism: Malaya genurostris
Lineage: Eukaryota; Metazoa; Arthropoda; Insecta; Diptera; Culicidae
Product: protein FAM151B
Exons: 3
Coding region: 226-1140 (304 amino acids)
Source: RefSeq, a predicted model, not a curated record
CCGGUGUCACAUGGCUGGAUUAUUGUGACGCGUUUAUAAAAGUUACCGAAGAUUUUACAAAUCUGUUUAAAAGUCGAAGGUUUCGGGUACCAUUUUAUAGAAAGAGUUGAGUGGUAAUCGAGGAAACCGCUAAGUAACUAAUAAAAGAAAAAGUAAACAAAGAGAAACUGUCACUUGCUCUUACGGCCUUUUGAAAAAUCAAUCAAGAAUUAUCUAAAGUCGACAAUGUUGUUUGUUUAUAUAUUUAGUGCUCUAUUGCUCAAAAUUAUUGAAAGCAUGGAUAUACCUAGUUUACAUGAAGAUUAUACACAGAAACCUAAUUUAACAAGUAUUACUUGGGCACAUGCAGUUAAUAAUAAAACUUAUCUGUCUGAUGUAUUAAAUAAUGCUAACGUUAACUUUAUCGAAGCAGAUAUAUCAAUGGGUUACCUCGAAGAUGAUAAAAUUAAUCAAAACCUUAUUCCUGUUAUGGCACAUCCCCCAGCAAUAAAAUCAGAUUUAUCAUUGAACAAUUUCUUGAAACAAAUAAGGGAUUUCAAUAUGCAUGCCAACACUAGCCAGGUUAAAGGAGUAAAACUAGAUUUCAAAUCAAUCGAAGCCCUCGAACAAUCAGUUGGAAUACUUUCGUCAUGUUAUGAUACACGCAAAUUCAAAACAUGGAUUAACGCAGAUAUUUUAUCAGGACCUGUAAAUAACACUUCAACCAUACCAGUAGAUCCAAUAAAAUUUUUUGAUGCUGUAAAACGUAUGGAUAAUGUUACACUAUCCAUUGGUUGGACAACCAGAUGGAGCAACGAUGCUAAGGAAGGUCAAUACACCGAGGCUCACAUUCAACACAUGCUAAAUACAAUUAAGGACAAUGGCAUUGAUAAGAUGGGAUAUGACAUUACAUUCCCGAUUCGAGCCGGUAUUGCCGCCUAUAGCGUCAAAGAGUUAAAUAAUUUGUACUGUUCUUUAACGCAUACUAAUUCAGUCACAUUCACAAUAUGGUCCAGUGCUGAUGAUGCAGUAAAUGUAGUAAAAUUAAGAGAAUUUAUAUUUGCUAUAGGACUCGAUAGAAUUUAUAUAGAUGUCCCGGACCAGCUGAGACAACAACUUAACCUGACUAAUGGUCGGUCCAUGAAUAUAUGUGUGAAAUAAACUGAAACUGAAUCAUAA